AUGGCAUUGCUCGCACGUAGCGCUGUGCGAUUGAUAACACAUGUCGAGCGAGUUGCCAUGCCAGUGAGGGCCUUCUCCGUUACGCCAUCCAUAUUUGCAGAACGCAAGUACACCAAAAAGCACGAGUGGGUUUCAGUGGAAGGAGAAUUGGGCACUGUUGGCAUUACGGAUUUCGCAGCGGAGCAACUUGGCGACAUUGUCUUCGUUGAACUUCCAGAAAAAGAUGCCAAAAUCGUGAAAGGAGAAUCAACAGGAGCAGUAGAAAGUGUCAAGGCAGCUUCUGAUAUCUACGCACCCGUGUCUGGCACAGUGACAGAAAAGAAUGAAGUUCUCGAGCAGGAGCCAGGAAAAAUAAAUAAGAGCCCAUUUGGCGACGGUGAGAUGAAAUGCUUUCUACGAAACUUUUUUAAUGCUGCUGCUCUCGGGAGAGGGGGGGGGACAAGAGAGAGG
Ostertagia ostertagi is the source of this 450-nucleotide messenger RNA. NCBI's taxonomy places the organism in Eukaryota, Metazoa, Nematoda, Chromadorea, Rhabditida, Trichostrongylidae. The record is from the annotation of a GenBank genome assembly.